Molecule: messenger RNA, 904 nt
Organism: Pygocentrus nattereri (red-bellied piranha)
Lineage: Eukaryota; Metazoa; Chordata; Actinopteri; Characiformes; Serrasalmidae
Product: ermin-like
Exons: 2
Coding region: 56-610 (184 amino acids)
Biological process (GO): morphogenesis of a branching structure; regulation of cell projection organization; actin filament organization
Cellular component (GO): filopodium; cell cortex; extracellular exosome
Molecular function (GO): actin filament binding
Source: RefSeq, a predicted model, not a curated record
GUGUGUUCACCCAGUGUCGUCCAGUCCACUCAGUAAGCAGGAGACAGAGCAAGAGAUGGACUCCAGUUCAGAGUGUCCAGGACAGGAGAUGAUCUCUGACCAUCAAACGCUCCCUUCACCUGUUCUUCCACAGCCCACUGACCAUACGCCAGAGCCCGAGCCUCCAGCUGGACCUGAGAGCAAUAGUGACCAAGACUCGGCAACUGUGGGACAGGCAGUGACGUCAGUGGAGCAGAUGGAUGGAGGCACUGAAGUAGGGGAGGCUCCCACUAAAGAGGUGGAUCAAAUGAAAGAGGAAGCAGAAGCUCACAUCAGCACUUCAGAAAGCGGUGAUCGACGGAGUGAACAAGAGGAGCGGAAAGAGCAGGAGGAGGAGAAGGAAGAGGUGGAAGAAGAGGAGGAUGGGCUGGGUGACCUACAGCCGGAGAACUGCACACAAAAUGUUCCAGCCACAGGUCAAAGAUCAGGCAGGAGCAACGGGAGGAGCAGGGGACGACGCUCCGGCAGCGGCCCCCCGACCUCUAAGUACAACACUGUGUGUUACAGAAAGAUCAAGAGCGGAAACACCAAGCAGAGGAUAGACGAGUUUGAGUCCAUGAUGAGUGUGUAGCAGGAAAUGUGACAAACGUCGUGAGGACACACACAUACACACCCAACCCCAACACCAGCCCUCCAACACAGACACAGAUACAGACCAGGGGGGAAACGUGACUAUUAGAGCUAGUCCUUCAGUUCCGCCCAUGAAUGUUGAAGUACUAGGACUUUGCUGGACGCUCCUUUUAUACCCAAGCAUGACCGCAUCACCUGGUUAUAAUGUUUUCUGAAUAAUUUGCAAUGUUCCUAGUCUUCAAUUGUCCCUGUCACAACUUUCUUGGAACAUUUGGCAAGCAUCAAUGUCGGAAUU